CAAGAAGAGCUUGAAUAUUUAGACUUGCAGAUAGAUCACAACCAAACCAGUAAAGACAUGGAAGAUGAUAGAGAAAGACCUAGAUGCCUUCUGUCUCAUCCAGCUCACCCUCCUCAUAAACUGUCCGUUAAAGUCAACCCAAUAAUUCGGUCCGGCUGCUUUACUUGCGGCGGGAAAAGAACUGAGUGGAGAGAAGAUUAUAUCCAAUAUUACUGCACCACCUGCGGUGUGGGGUUCCACAAUGGUUGUCAUAAGCGUCCGAGAAGGAUAACACAUCCUUAUCACCUCCAACACCUUCUCACUCUCUUCUAUCGAGACUCAGAAACGGGGAUCAUAUCCAACAUCAUCCCCGACGCCUCUUGUGACAUAUAUGGCAACCCAUUGGUUCAAGGGAAGUCUGAUUUUGUCGAUAUUAUUCCUCCCAAAUCCGACAUCAUAUUCGACAAAUGUUGUUGGUGUGGAAAAGAUUUCGAAGGUGACGACUGGUUCUAUCGUUGUUUGAUUUGUAGCUUUUGCUUGGAUCUCUCUUGUGCGGCAACUCUCCCACCUCUUACUAUUGCAAACCCAAAAAGCCAUCACCACUCACUCCUCUUAUUAACUCGGCCAUUGUCAGUUCCAUGUGAUGCUUGUGGGUUGGUCGAUGCAUCGAAACCAAGUUAUGCUUGUUUCCAAUGCAACUACAUGGUCCAUCAGAAUUGUAUGCACUUACCCCGAGUCAUAAAAAUCACGCGUCACCCACACCGUCUCUAUCACACUCCUUACCGUUCACCUGUGACAUCCUCAUGCCGGGUUUGCUACAAAGAGGUUAGUGUCAAGUAUGGCCAAUAUUCUUGCCAUCACGAAGAUUGUUCUUAUGUAGUCCAUUCUAAGUGUGCAACACAUAGGAAUGUUUGGGACGGGACGGAACUCGAGUGGGAAUCAGAAGAGUCGGACAAAACUGAAGAAGAUAUUGCACCUUUCAAGGAUCUAGGUGAUGGUUUCAUCGAGCAUUUUGGUCACAGACAUCGUUUGAAGCUCAAGAAGGAUCAUGGUGUUCUAAACACAAAAAAGCAAUGUCGGGCGUGCAUAUAUCCUAUACUCUCUCAUGAUCAGUUCUAUCAUUGCAGGAAAUGCAAUUACUCUCUCCACGAGGUAUGUGCUGGUCUUUCUCGAAAACUGGAUCAUGCAUUGCACAAUCACACUCUUGUCCUAGAUCCAACUCCCUGGAGAUUCAAGCUUUGUAUAGCUUGUCUCCGUGAAUCCACUGGUUACACGUACGUAUGCUCGAAAACGGGUUGUGAAAAUUUUAUGCUAGAUGUUCGAUGCAUUUCCGUUCCAGAAUGUUUCAUCCAUAAAAGUCAUGAGCAUUCAGUUUUCAUCUCCACAUCCUACAACAUCAAGGAUGAGAUCCUAUGUAAAUGUUGCAAGAAAAGAUGUUUUGGGCCUCACCUACAAUGUACGGUAUGCGAAUUUGUUUUGUGUUACCCAUGUGGUACCAUUCCAGUUGAAAUAAACUACAAAUUCGACAAGCAUCCUCUCACCCUCUCCUGUGGAGAAAGCACGGACGACAUUUAUUGGUGCGAGGUGUGUGAGACACAAUUAGAUCCAAGAGAAUGGUUCUACACUUGUAACAAAUGCUGCAUCACUAUCCACCUUGAAUGCUUAUUUGGAUCCUCUUUCUUUAUGAAACCUGGUUCCGUAUAUGAAAGGGGAUAUGGAAUAGUGAAAGUCUUCCGCAACAAUAGUAACACUCGACCGUUCUGUUAUGAAUGUAAGCGCCGUUGCACUAGCUCCACCUACUUCGGAGGUCACAUGGAAGAGUGGACACGUACACUUGUUUUUUGCUCUUUCGAAUGUCAACACUCAAUAAUGGGGAGAGCAGACUUUUUACUGCUGAAUUAAUUUUCAGAAUGGG
Messenger RNA from Camelina sativa (false flax), 1894 nucleotides. NCBI's taxonomy places the organism in Eukaryota, Viridiplantae, Streptophyta, Magnoliopsida, Brassicales, Brassicaceae. The record is from RefSeq and is a predicted model, not a curated record.